AUGCCUUCCACCAGCCGCUUCGAGUUUUAUCCCCCAGGCAUUCAUGGGCCUUCUGUCACCUUCUUUGAGGAUAGUGAAGAACAGGCCAUUGACUGGCCAACCCAAGACAAACAUCUAGAAUUCAUGAUCUCGAAUUUGCAUGGAAUUGUCUUGGCCGGCUCUAGUGGCGAAUCAGCCACUCUUUCCGUAGCCGAGAAAGGACAGCUCGUCAAAAGGACUCGGGAAAUUGCAGUCUCAUUGGGAAAGCCUGAUUUCCCUAUUACACUGGGAAUCCUGGCUGGCUGCACCAGAGACGUACUCGCGCAAAUUCAAGAGGGCCAUAAGAACGGCGCUGAUUUUGCGCUGGUUCUGGUGCCUGCUGUCUUCCACUGGUCCAUGACUUCCAAAGCUGUUGUCAAUUUUUUUAAGGAAGUUGGAGACCGCUCCCCGCUUCCUAUUGUUAUUUACAACUUCCCUAACGUUGUGUCCGGCAUUGACGUCGAUGCCUUUAUGUUGGAAGAACUCGGCGCUCACCCCAACAUCUACGCCGUCAAAUUGACUUGUGGGGGUGUUGGAAAGGCGACCAGAGUAGCGGCACAGUUUGAUCCCACCCAAUUUACCUCUCUCUCAGGAAUGAGUGACUGGCUUGUCGCUGCCCUUGCAGCAGGAAGUGCUGGCUGUAUUUCUGGCGUGGCAAAUGUAUUCCCGAAAGUUAUGGUUGAAAUUUACAAUCUUUUCAAAUCUGGAAAGAUUGCAGAAGCCACUCAGUUGCAGAAAAAGCUAGUUCAGCCGGAACUAGGAAUCGCCACGUCGGACGUUAGCGGCAUGAAAUGGAUCACUGCAAAGACGCGUGGGUAUCCGGAGACAAGUGUGCAUUGUCGGCGACCUAUCCCCAGGUUCGAAGAUCAGGAGAAGCGGGACCGUGCGAUGCGCUUAGUUACACCUCUCCUUGUGACCGAGGAGCAACUAGGUUGUUCAAAUGUGUAA
This is a messenger RNA of Penicillium daleae, 966 nucleotides long. RefSeq names its product dihydrodipicolinate synthase family protein. Gene Ontology annotation, molecular function: 4-hydroxy-tetrahydrodipicolinate synthase activity. Bases 1 to 966 code for a protein of 321 amino acids. The record is from RefSeq and is a predicted model, not a curated record. NCBI's taxonomy places the organism in Eukaryota, Fungi, Ascomycota, Eurotiomycetes, Eurotiales, Aspergillaceae. The transcript is spliced from 3 exons.